AUGAUGCCCCAGAAGAAAAAGCGGAGGAAGAAAGACAUCGACUUUCUGGGCCUGUACGAGGAGGAGCUGCUGAACUACAACUCAGAGGAUGACGAAGACGAGCUGGAACAUGAGUACUACAAGGCAAAGGUGUAUGAGGUGGUCACAGCCACAGGGGAUGUUCGUGGUGCAGGGACAGAUGCCAAUGUGUUCAUCACAAUCUUUGGAGAGAAUGGGCUCUCUCCCAAGCUCCAUCUCACCAGCAAGAGUGAAUCUGCUUUUGAGAAAGCCAACGUAGACGUAUUCCGGGUGCGGACCAAUAAUGUGGGCCUCAUCUAUAAAAUCAGGAUCGAGCAUGACAACACAGGUUUGAACGCCAGCUGGUACCUGGACCGGGUGAUAGUGACCGACAUGAAGAGGCCCCAUCUCCGCUACUACUUCAACUGCAACAACUGGCUGAGCAAGGUGGAAGGUGACCGCCAGUGGUGCCGUGACCUCCUGGCCAGCUUUGACCCCAUGGAUAUGCCCAGAGGAAACAGGUAUGAAAUCAAGGUGUACACUGGCGACGUGAUGGGUGCAGGGACAGAUGCCGAUGUCUUUAUCAAUAUCUUUGGAGAGUACGGAGACACAGGAGAGCGUAGGCUGGAAAAUGAAAAGGACAACUUUGAAAAGGGAGCUGAAGACAAGUUCAUGCUGGACGCCCCGGAUUUGGGGCAGCUGAUGAAGAUCAAUGUGGGCCACAACAACAAGGGGGGGUCUGCAGGCUGGUUCCUGUCCAAGAUUAUCAUUGAAGAUUUUGGGAACAAAAGGAAAUAUGAUUUCCCCCUUAACCGCUGGCUGGCACUGGAUGAAGAUGAUGGCAAAAUCCAAAGAGACAUCUUAGUGGGCGGAGCUGAGACCACAGCCAUAACCUAUAUUGUCACUGUCUUCACUGGGGAUAUCCGUGGAGCUGGAACCAAAUCGAAAAUCUACUUGGUCAUGUAUGGAGCCAGAGGGAAUAAGAACAGUGGGAAGAUCUUCCUGGAGGGCGGUGUGUUUGACAGGGGCCGCACGGACAUCUUCCACAUCGACCUGGCUGUCCUUCUUAGCCCCCUGAGCCGGGUCUCCAUCGGGCAUGGCAAUGUGGGUGUCAACCGAGGCUGGUACUGCGAGAAGGUGGUGAUCCUGUGCCCCUUCACUGGCAUCCAGCAGACGUUCCCCUGCAGCAACUGGCUGGACGAGAAGAAGGCCGACGGGCUGAUCGAGAGGCAGCUCUAUGAGAUGGUGUCUCUGAGGAAGAAGCGGCUGAAAAAAUUUCCUUGGUCCCUUUGGGUCUGGACAACUGAUCUGAAGAAAGCCGGCACCAACUCUCCCAUCUUCAUCCAGAUUUAUGGGCAGAAGGGGCGGACAGAUGAGAUCCUCCUGAAUCCCAACAACAAAUGGUUCAAACCGGGCAUCAUCGAGAAAUUUAGGAUGGAGCUCCCAGAUCUUGGCAGGUUUUAUAAAAUUCGGGUGUGGCAUGAUAGGCAGAACCCUGGCUCUGGCUGGCAUUUAGAAAAGAUGACCCUGAUGAAUACCCUGAAUAAGGAUAAGUAUAACUUCAACUGCAAUCGCUGGCUGGACGCCAACGAGGAUGACAACGAGAUCGUGAGGGAAAUGACCGCAGAAGGCCCAACCGUGCGCAGGAUAAUGGGGAUGGCCCGCUACCGUGUGACCGUAUGCACAGGAGAACUCGAAGGUGCAGGAACUGAUGCCAACGUCUACCUCUGUCUUUUUGGUGAUGUGGGGGACACAGGGGAGCGACUGCUUUACAACUGCAGGAAUAACACCGACCUGUUUGAGAAAGGCAAUGCUGACGAGUUUACCAUCGAGUCUGUCACCAUGAGGAAGGUGAGGCGGGUGAGAAUCAGACACGAUGGCAAAGGCUCUGGCAGCGGCUGGUACCUGGACAGAGUGCUGGUGCGAGAGGAAGGCCAGGCGGAGAGCGACAGCGUCGAGUUCCCCUGCCUCAGGUGGCUGGAUAAGGAUAAGGAUGAUGGACAGCUGGUCCGAGAGUUGUUACCCAGUGACAGCAAUGCCACGCUCAAGAACUUUCGCUAUCACAUCAGUGUGAAGACCGGGAACGUAUCCGGGGCCAGCACAGAUUCUAAAGUAUACAUCAAGCUCUAUGGGGAGAAAUCUGACACCAUCAAGCAAGUUCUGCUUGUCUCCGACAACAACCUCAAAGACUACUUUGAACGUGGCCGAGUGGAUGAGUUCACACUGGAGACCCUGAACAUUGGGACUAUCAACAGGCUGGUGAUCGGGCACGACAGCACAGGCAUGCAUGCAGGCUGGUUCCUGGGCAGCGUCCAGAUCCGUGUGCCCCGCCAAGGCAAGCAGUACACCUUCCCUGCCAACCGCUGGCUGGAUAAGAACCAGGCAGAUGGGCGUCUGGAGGUGGAGCUUUACCCCAGCGAGGUCGUGGAGAUUCAGAAAUUGGUCCACUAUGAGAUUGAGGUCUGGACGGGGGAUGUAGGCGGCGCAGGCACCACUUCCCGAGUCUAUGUGCAGAUUUAUGGUGAAGAAGGCAAGACCGAAGUACUCUUCCUCUCCAGCCGCUCCAAAGUUUUUGAUCGAGCAUCCAAGGACAUAUUCCAGCUGGAAGCGGCAGAUGUGGGUGAAAUCUACAAGAUCCGACUGGGACACACCGGCGAGGGCUUUGGGCCCAGCUGGUUCGUGGACACCGUGUGGCUGAGGCACUUGGUGGUGCAGGAGGCAAACCUGACACCUGAGGAGGAGGCCCGGAAGAAGAAGGAGAAGGACAAGCUGCGGCAGUUGCUGAAGAAGGAAAGGCUGAAGGCCAAGCUGCAGAGAAAGAAGAAGAAGAAGAGGAAGAAAGGAAGUGAUGAGGAGGAUGAGGGCGAGGAGGAAGAAGAGUCCUCUUCAGAAGAGUCCUCGUCAGAAGAGGAGGAAGAAGAAGAAACAGAGGAGGAGGAGGAAGAAGAGGAGGAGUUUGGGCCCGGGAUGCAGGAGGUGAUCGAACAGUACAAGUUCGAAGUCAACCGCUGGCUGGCCCGGGGCAAGGAAGACAAUGAACUUGUCGUGGAAUUGGUCCCAGCUGGUCGGUCUGGUCCUGAGCCCAACACCUACGAGGUCCAGGUGAUCACAGGGAAUGUGCCCAAGGCUGGCACUGAUGCCAACGUCUACCUGACCAUCUACGGAGAGGAAUAUGGGGACACAGGGGAGCGGCCUCUGAAGAAAUCAGACAAGUCCAACAAAUUCGAGCAGGGCCAGACAGAUACCUUUACCAUCUACGCCAUUGACCUGGGGUCUCUGACCAAGAUUCGGAUUCGCCAUGACAACACAGGCAACAGGCCAGGCUGGUUCCUGGACAGGGUAGACAUCACCGACAUGAAUAAUGAGAUCACGUACUACUUCCCGUGCCAAAGGUGGCUAGCAGUGGAGGAGGAUGAUGGGCAGCUGUCCAGGGAGCUGUUGCCAGUGGAUGAGUCCUAUGUGCUACCCAGCGAAGAUGAGGAGGGUGGAGGACAUGGUGACAACAACCCCCUUGACAACCUGGCUCUGGAACAAAAAGAUAAAUCCACCACAUUCUCAGUGACCGUCAAGACUGGGGACAAGAAGAAUGCCGGUACAGAUGCCAAUGUCUUCAUCACACUCUUUGGCACGCAAGAUGACAAUGGAAUCACCCUCCUGAAGUCCUCCAAGACCAACAGUGACAAAUUUGAAAGGGACAGCAUUGAAAUCUUCACAGUGGAGACGCUGAAUUUGGGAGACCUGUGGAAAGUUAGGAUCGGCCAUGACAAUACAGGCAAGGCCCCAGGCUGGUUUGUAGACUGGGUAGAAGUGGACGCUCCCUCUCUUGGAAAGUGCAUGACUUUUCCCUGUGGCCGCUGGCUGGCCAAGAAUGAGGAUGACGGGGCCAUCGUCAGGGACCUCUUCCACGCUGAGCUUCAGACACGACUCUACACACCAUUUGUCCCUUAUGAGAUCACCCUCUACACCAGUGAUGUCUUUGCUGCCGGAACCGAUUCCAACAUCUUUAUAGUCAUCUACGGCUGUGACGCCGUGUGCACCCGGCAGAAGUUCCUGUGCACCAACAAGAGGGAGCAGAAGCUGUUCUUUGAGAGGAAGUCUGCCUCCCGCUUCAUCGUGGAGUUAGAAGAUGUGGGUGAAAUCAUUGAAAAAAUCCGGAUUGGCCAUGAUAACACAGGCAUAAACCCUGGGUGGCACUGUUCCCAUGUCGACAUCCGCAGGCUCCUUCCUGAUAAAGACGGUACUGAGACCUUGACUUUCCCAUGUGACCGAUGGCUUGCCACCUCUGAGGACGACAAGAAGACCAUCCGAGAACUGGUCCCUUACGAUAUCUUCACUGAGAAGUACAUGAAAGAUGGGUCCUUACGACAAGUCUACAAGGAAGUGGAGGAGCCUCUGGACAUUGUGUUGUACUCGGUACAGAUCUUCACAGGGAACGUUCCUGGGGCAGGGACCGAUGCCAGGGUCUACAUCACCAUCUACGGAGAUCUCGGGGACACCGGAGAACGGUACCUUGGCAAAUCAGAAAACCGCACCAACAAGUUCGAGAGAGGAACGGCCGACACCUUCAUCAUCGAGGCUGCUGAUCUGGGUGUCAUCUACAAGAUCAAGCUCCGCCACGACAACACCAAAUGGUGUGCCGACUGGUACGUGGAGAAGGUGGAGAUCUGGAACGACACCAACGAGGAUGAGUUUCUAUUCCUGUGUGGACGCUGGCUCUCCCUGAAGAAAGAGGAUGGGCGGCUAGAGAGGCUCUUUUAUGAGAAGGAGUACACUGGCGACCGCAGCAGCAACUGCAGCAGCCCUGCUGAUUUCUGGGAGAUCGCCCUGAGUUCCAAGAUGGCAGAUGUGGACAUUGCCACGGUGACAGGACCCAUGGCUGACUAUGUUCAGGAUGGCCCUGUGAUUCCCUACUAUGUGUCAGUGACCACUGGGAAGCAUAAGGAUGCAGCCACUGACAGCCGAGCGUUCAUCUUGCUCAUUGGGGAAGAUGAUGAACGCAGCAACCGCAUCUGGCUGGAUUAUCCCCAGGGGAAGCGAGGCUUCAGCUGUGGCUCCGUGGAAGAGUUCUAUGUCGGCGGCUUGGAUGUGGGCACCAUCAAGAAAAUAGAGCUGGGCCAUGACGGAGCCUCCCCUGAGAGCUGCUGGCUGGUAGAGGAGCUGUGCUUGGCGGUACCCACCCAGGGUACCAAAUACAUACUACGCUGCAACUGUUGGCUUGCCAAGGACCGAGGCGAUGGUGUCACCUCCCGUGUCUUUGACCUCCUGGAUGCCAUGGUGGUGAACAUUGGAGUGAAGGUGCUUUAUGAAAUGACGGUCUGGACGGGUGACGUGGUCGGUGGAGGCACUGACUCCAAUAUCUUUAUGACCCUCUAUGGCAUCAACGGGAGCACAGAAGAGGUGAAGCUGGACAAAAAGAAGGCCAGGUUUGAGCGGGAACAAAAUGACACCUUCAUCAUGGAGAUUCUGGACAUUGCUCCCUUUACCAAGAUGCGCAUCCGCAUUGAUGGGAUGGGGAACCGGCCAGAGUGGUUCCUGGAGAGGAUCCUGCUGAAGAACAUGAACACAGGAGACCUGACCAUGUUCUACUAUGGAGACUGGCUGUCCCAAAGGAAGGGCAAGAAGACACUGGUUUGUGAAAUGUGCGCUGUCAUUGAUGGGGAGGAGAUGAUGGAGUGGACCUCCUACACGGUCUCUGUGAAGACCAGUGACAUCCUGGGGGCAGGCACCGAUGCCAAUGUGUUCAUCAUCAUCUUCGGGGAAAAUGGGGACAGCGGGACCCUGGCUCUGAAGCAGUCAGCAAACUGGAACAAGUUUGAACGGAACAACACAGACACCUUCACCUUCUCUGACAUGCUGAGCCUGGGCCACCUCUGCAAACUGAGGGUCUGGCAUGACAACAAAGGAAUAUUUCCCGGCUGGCACCUGAGCUAUGUUGACGUGAAGGACAACUCCCGUGAUGAGACUUUCCGCUUCCAGUGUGACUGCUGGCUGUCCAAGAGUGAGGGUGACAGACAAACCGUCCGCGACUUCGCAUGUGCCAACAAUGAGAUCCGUGAGGAGCUGGAAGAGACCACCUACGAGAUUGUCAUAGAAACUGGCAACGGGGGCGAAACCAGAGAGAAUGUCUGGCUCAUCUUGGAGGGCAGGAAGAACAGAUCCAAGGAGUUCCUGGUGGAGAAUUCUUCCAGGCAAAGGGCCUUUCGGAAGGGGAGCACGGACACAUUUGAGUUUGACAGCAUCUUCUUGGGAGACAUCGCCUCCCUCUGCGUGGGCCACCUGGCCAGGGAGGACCGAUUCAUCCCCAAGAGAGAACUUGCCUGGCACGUCAAGACCAUCACCAUCACUGAGAUGGAGUAUGGAAAUGUGUACUUCUUUAACUGUGAUUGCCUCAUCCCCCUCAAGAGGAAGAGGAAGUACUUCAAGGUAUUUGAGGUUACUAAGACGACAGAGAGCUUCGCCAGUAAGAUCCAGAGCCUGGUACCAGUCAAGUACGAGAUCAUCGUGACGACGGGCUAUGAACCAGGGGCGGGCACAGACGCCAACGUCUUUGUGACCAUCUUUGGAGCGAAUGGGGACACGGGCAAACGGGAACUGAAACAGAAAAUGCGCAACCUCUUCGAGCGGGGCAGCACUGACCGCUUCUUCCUGGAGACGCUAGAGCUGGGAGAGCUGCGCCAGGUCCGGCUGGAGCAUGACGCCAGUGGCUACUACUCAGGCUGGCUGGUGGAGAAGGUGGAGGUCACCAACACUAGCACCGGAGUGGCCACCAUCUUCUCCUGUGGCAGGUGGCUAGACAAGUCUCGCGGGGAUGGCCUCACCUGGCGAGAUCUCUUCCCGUCUGUCUGA
Messenger RNA from Microtus oregoni (creeping vole), 6843 nucleotides. RefSeq names its product lipoxygenase homology PLAT domains 1 (gene Loxhd1). The coding region runs from base 1 to 6843 and encodes 2280 amino acids. The transcript is spliced from 41 exons. The record is from RefSeq and is a predicted model, not a curated record. Lineage: Eukaryota; Metazoa; Chordata; Mammalia; Rodentia; Cricetidae. Gene Ontology annotation, molecular function: protein binding.